Molecule: messenger RNA, 5508 nt
Organism: Loxodonta africana (African savanna elephant)
Lineage: Eukaryota; Metazoa; Chordata; Mammalia; Proboscidea; Elephantidae
Gene: ZRANB1
Product: zinc finger RANBP2-type containing 1
Exons: 9
Coding region: 1306-2628 (440 amino acids)
Biological process (GO): protein K29-linked deubiquitination; cell migration; positive regulation of Wnt signaling pathway
Cellular component (GO): cytoplasm; nucleus
Molecular function (GO): K63-linked polyubiquitin modification-dependent protein binding; cysteine-type deubiquitinase activity
Source: RefSeq, a predicted model, not a curated record
AUUUUAUGUCAUAAAGGAAAAUAAGGCAAAACUUUGAAAACUGUGCCAUAUAUGGGGGAAAAAAAUAAGUUUCUUUUCUAAACAUCUGUGAGCCAGCUCCAUAUUCUAACCAACGGAGUUCCAUAGUAGCUGUGAAGUCCCCAGUGAGUUUGUGACCUGUGGCUUCAAAAUAUGUUAACUACUUCUCCUGGCCCAGCUUGUGAAACAAUAUGAGCUUUUUUUUCCCAUAAAUGUUGUAGUUAGUAACAUAUACUACAGUAGCUUUCUUUUACUCUCAGGUCUUUGUGUUUUUUAACGCAUAUGAACACUUGAUCUGUAAUUACGAACCUGCCAUUGCUAAUUGUGCAUUUCACGGAACCGGUUUUGAGUGUAUAACGAUGUUUCAUAGUCUAUAAAGCUCAUCUUCCUGGAGUGCCUUCAGCUGUCCUUCGCCUUCAUAGCGUGGAGGAGGAAGGGACAGAACACGUAACACACGAUUGUCAAAUUUUGAAAAAAAUCUAAUUUAGGGAAAUACGCUUCAGGUGCUUUUGGAGGCACUGUGAGGUACCAGCAACUUCUAACUUAGGUCACCUCUUUGUAUCCUGCUGGAACUUUUUGAGUUUUUUAUGGCUUUUUUUACAUAAAUUGAGAUUUUACUACUUAGAUUCCUAUGCUGCCGUAUCUGCUGCUGACUGUUCUACGACUUCCUCCUCUUUUCCCUUUAUCCCCUAAUAUUAAAUGGUGGUCAAAACGUAAUGUAAUAUGAAGAACUCAAAGGCAUUUUGUAAGUUUUUUUUGCUUAUAACCUGAUGUUUUUCCCCCCAUAAGUAGAAAACUUGAGGGCUAAAAAGUGAAGUUACCCGAGUACGGGCCAAUUCCUAUUAAACACCGUAUUUACAGUGGAAACCAGUCUAUUAGGAAUCUGUCUAGACUUUUAAUCAAUAGCUCUCUUAGAGCAAUGUGUAAUGGAGACGUACCAAAAGUCGGGGCAGCUCAGUGACAAGCAGAUAAGAUUUGACUUGUAAUAAAUCAGCUAGUCUUUGUACCCAAAAACUCACCAGUCACUUAAACUAUGAGUUCUUAAUUAUGGUUAAUAAAGAGAAUAAAAUUAAUAUUCCUAAAUCAGUAGACAAUAAAAUAUUUCUCUUUUAAGUAUUAUUUUGUGCCCAUACUUAAACAUGUGUUUUUCACGUUUUGGGAGGUUUGGAGAAUUUGAUGCUGUGAAGGCCUCACCCAGAAGCCUCUGUUCUGCUCAUGCUUAUUUUCUGCCCUCUGGGAUCUGGUCCAUGCGAGGGGCUGGGCAUUGCAGCUUAACACAGCUUGGUGAUGUGGGUGGGGGUUGUUGAAGGAGAUUUGGCUGCUAUAGAAGCGUACAAGUCAUCCGGAGGAGACAUCGCCCGUCAGCUCACUGCGGAUGAAGUGCGGUUGCUGAACCGUCCUUCUGCCUUUGAUGUCGGCUACACUCUCGUGCACCUGGCCAUCCGUUUCCAGAGGCAGGAUAUGCUGGCGAUACUGCUUACAGAGGUGUCUCAACAAGCAGCCAAGUGUAUCCCAGCAAUGGUGUGUCCAGAACUGACAGAGCAAAUCCGGCGAGAACUAGCUGCCUCUCUCCAUCAGAGAAAGGGCGAUUUGGCUUGCUAUUUUCUAACUGACCUUGUAACGUUUACGUUGCCAGCAGAUAUUGAAGACUUGCCCCCAACAGUCCAAGAAAAAUUAUUUGAUGAGGUGCUUGAUAGAGAUGUGCAAAAAGAGUUAGAAGAAGAGUCUCCAAUUAUAAACUGGUCCUUGGAAUUGGCUACACGUUUGGACAGUAGGCUGUACGCUCUUUGGAACCGGACUGCAGGAGACUGCUUACUUGACUCAGUACUCCAAGCUACCUGGGGCAUUUAUGACAAGGAUUCAGUGCUUCGGAAAGCCCUUCACGACAGCCUGCAUGACUGUUCACAUUGGUUUUAUACACGCUGGAAAGAUUGGGAGUCUUGGUAUUCUCAGAGCUUUGGUUUACAUUUUUCCUUGAGGGAAGAACAGUGGCAAGAAGACUGGGCAUUCAUACUCUCUCUUGCUAGUCAGCCUGGAGCAAGUUUGGAACAGACACACAUUUUUGUACUUGCACAUAUUCUUAGACGACCAAUUAUAGUUUAUGGAGUAAAAUAUUACAAGAGUUUCCGGGGCGAAACCUUGGGAUAUACCCGGUUUCAAGGUGUUUAUUUGCCUCUCUUGUGGGAACAGAGUUUCUGCUGGAAAAGUCCGAUUGCUCUGGGCUACACGAGGGGCCACUUCUCUGCUUUGGUUGCCAUGGAAAAUGAUGGCUAUGGCAACCGAGGUGCUGGUGCUAACCUGAACACGGACGAUGAUGUCACCAUCACAUUUCUGCCUCUGGUUGACAGUGAGAGAAAGCUACUCCAUGUGCACUUCCUUUCUGCUCAGGAGCUAGGUAAUGAGGAACAGCGAGAAAAGCUGCUCAGGGAGUGGCUGGACUGCUGUGUGACUGAGGGCGGGGUUCUCGUCGCUAUGCAAAAGAGCUCCCGUCGCCGAAACCACCCCCUGGUCACACAGAUGGUAGAAAAAUGGCUUGACCGCUACCGACAGAUCCGGCCAUGCACAUCCCUGUCUGAUGGAGAGGAAGACGAAGAUGAUGAAGAUGAAUGAAGAAAUCAAAGAGCAGAAGGCAUCAGAUCUGUGACAGCCCGAAGUUAGUGUGCUCCAAGCAGAGUGUGAGGGAAUGGCAUGAACCCAGCCUGGCGUGGUCUGCUCGGGAGCGGUUUCCUGACCCACACCCAGCAGGGUAGUGCGCCUGCGGUGUGAGGAGACAGAGAACCGUGUUGGACUACAGUUUGUAAAAAACUAAUUUUAUUAAGACAGACCUUUUUUUCCCUUUUCAAAUUGUAAAUCUGUCUAUAAAUGUAACGCAUGUGGUCGUGUAAGAAGUUGCGUAAUAGGAAAAGUUGUACCAGCAUCUUCGUGUUAUUGAGAUUUUUUUCCAGCAUGGGUACUUAAAAAAGCACACGGGAGAUGAGUUUGCUCCUUUGAGCUGUUCUUUUCAGUAGAACCCGGCAUCCUACUUUAACGUAAGAUCCAUUUCACACACUAAGUACCAUAGAAGUCGUUAAGAGAUUUGAAAAUUUUUUUGUACAAAUUAUCCACAGUAAAACAAAAAUAAAGAAGAUUUUAUUUUAUUAAUUUAGUUCCUGUUGUGCCCAAUAAAAUGAGAUCUUUCAGGAACAAACUGCAAGAAAAGCUACGAAUUUUUAUUCAGUGACUUUCCUAUAGUCAUUGUUCCCUUGUUUUGAAAAAGUUUUGUUUUUUUAUUACUAUUUCAUUUUUUUUUAAGUUUCCCAGUAUGCCCCUUUUCAGUAUUUGGGUAUUUAUUGUUUGGAAGAAUGACUUAAAAUGGGGGUACUUAUUCCAGACUCUUGGCAGCAGCCUGUUUACGAACAGUCAUUCCUUGGAUGCAACGGAGGGAAGUCCUUGGGGGAGUAGGCCCACUCGUAACUACACAAACCCUGUGAAAUUUGCUCACUUUAACUUGACUGAAAACGUUAUGCUCCGAAUUGCCAUUGCAGAGGGGUCUUCGGAGUCUUCUGUCAUCAACUCUGCUCUAGGCACAUCCUGUGAGAAGGGCGUGCCUUUGUUUAGGCUAAUGGGAAUACCAACACAGUGCAGGAUAUUUAAAAAUGCAGUAAGGUGGUUUAGAUGCAUUGUAUAAUGAAUUUCUCAGUGUGUACUCUGAGAACUUUUGCAUGUUGGUUAAUUGUGGCCAUUCUUAAGGUCAAAAUUAUAAUCUUAGAAAACUUUUUGUAAUUAUUUGACCACUUCAGGUAUAUACAUUCAAUACUGGGUAAAAGUUUCAAACCUAUCUCAGGAACACAAAAAGACUUCGUGUCCUGUUAAGUACCUUGUAGACUUGAUGUGGCAAGGAACUUGGAAAGGUGCCAUUUAUAUAUAUAUAUAUGGCAUUUUAUAUAUCUAUUUUCUGUCCUUUGAUGAGAAGGAAGGCUGUGAAAACUUUUAAAUAUUUGCUUCUUUUCUUCGAAACUCUGCUGAGAUGGUAUUGAAAUGUGCACUUCAUUUGAUGCUGGAAUACUAAAAAUAGAAAAAUGUCCAUAAUAUCUUUAGUUCUUUAUCCCCUCUCUGGACGCUCAGUAAAUGGUGUUCACAGGAUAAAAAAGGAUGGUUUUGCUGCAUGCGAAAACUUGGAAGGAAAAAAUUAUUUUUUAGUAUGAUUCCGUAUAAAUGAACUUUGGUAUGUUUUAAUGAUGGUAAAGGUACGGUUCCAAGUGUGUUCUUACAAAUGAACUCUAUAUAGUCUGCUUUCAUUUUGGUCAAUAAUAAGCAAAUAAGUUUUUAGGAGACUGCCAUUUUGUUCAGUAUAGCACCUGUAGUCAUUUUCUCUAUGUAGGAAUAAUUCCCUAAUGGGCAGUGAGCCUGUUAAGCAAAAACCUCCCAAUUGAGGAAUCCAAAGAGGAGUGUUGGAGGGAAAAGUGUCUUGUCACUGUCGUCCACAUUGCAGCUGACGCUGUCCAGCAAGUGGCCUGGUGAGUGUCCUUUCCCUCGAGUUGCCUUUUAUUUAUGACCAGUGACCCUGAGCACAUCUAGUUUGACAGGUACCGUGUUAUUCCCUGUGGGAAAGAAUUACAGAUGACCUCAUUGCCUAGACUCCCAUCAACAGGAAUGUUUUAAAUGGUUUUCAAGGCCAAAUUUUUGGAUGAAACAAUGCUGUGUUAAGUUCUUGAAUUAUUAAACAGCCAUAAUUUUUGUCCCAAGAUUCCUAUGUGGUUGGGUGACAGGUGUGAAUGUCUUUCAUUCGGCUCUUGCUAGUACUACUCUGUGAUAGACUUAAUUCCUUUCUAGGGAGAUCAGUGUCAUAUUUUAUGUUCUGUCUUCUUGGAAGUCAGUUUAUACAUAGACUCAUUCCCAAAGGAAACCCAGGUGCACCACAGAUGGAUGUGGUUCUGACUCCUAGGUGUGUUGUGUGCCAGCCCUCCUUGGUGUGAACGCAACACUGCUGCUUGGAGAUGGUUGGCUUCUCCUCUGCAGGCAUUUCAUUCCCUCAUAACCCUGUUUGACAUGAAGAGAAUGUUGACUAUCCUUCUGCCCCCUGGGUCAGGAACUAUGAGCUUUGUCUCCCUAUGGAGUGGUUUUUAUGCAGUUUUUCAUGGCAGAGUUGGGAUGGUGGGAGCAGCUUAGAGUGAGUGGCGACAAGGUAAUUCAGAGAUGGAUGCUAUAAGAGACUUGUGUGCGUGUGCUUUGUUUUGCUUCAAAUGGUAAGGGCUGAAAGGGAGUUUGGUACCUGGAAUUACUGGAUGUAACUGAUGCUUGUAGCCACCCCUAGUUAGAGAGAGGUUGGUUAAUGCUAAGUGUUUAUUAUCUAUGGAAAUGGCUGAUGUUAUUUUUGAACACUUCUUUGUAAAUAUAAUUAUUAGGUUACCACACCCCCACCAAGUUUGAGAUUCAUAGCCCCUUUAUUCAUUAGUGAUUGAACAGGUAAUUUUGCUUUUGGGUAAAUUAAAAUCAAAACUCUGAAACUUG